AGAGCGGGAAAGUCGGACCCGAUAGCAGCGCGCCUGCCGGGGCUGUCCGCAGUGAUGGAGGAGGGAGAGGCCGAGGAGCAGCAGGAGUUCUCUCACCGGCAGAGGCUGAAGGCAGCAGUUCACUACACGGUCGGCUGUCUCUGUCAGGAGGUGGCGCUGGACAAACAGGUGCACUUCAGCAAACAGACCAUUGCGGCCAUCUCCGAGGUGACUUUUCGACAGUGCGAAAAUUUUGCCAAAGACCUUGAAAUGUUUGCCAGACACGCAAAAAGAAGCACAAUUACUACUGAAGACGUGAAGCUCUUAGCGAGGCGGAGUAAUUCACUGCUAAAAUACAUUACAGAGAAGAAUGAAGAGAUUGCUCAGCUUAACCUGGAACGAAAGGCCAAGAAGAAAAGAAAGUCAGACGACGAAAACAGGAACUCUAGGGAGCCCGAUGCUGAAGAGCUCAGUGGGGAAAGUUGAGUCGCUUGGAAAGGAGACCUUCAGCGGGAGCAGUGCCGCCGCCGAGGGAGGGCAGUCUGAAGGGAUAAAUACAGACGUUUGAAAGAAAGAUCCCAAGUGGGUGGGCAGCUUCUCAUGCUGCCUAUUUUAAGUUAUUCUCGGCAGAAGCUUAAAAGAGCUGGGAAUUCCUGCAAAGCCACGCCCAUGCUUUACCGGGCACUGGAGAGGCUUGGGCACAGGUGGCACUGUGACUUAGUGACUGGUAGAAUGGGUUAGCAGUCAGAUGUGCUAGCUGUUGAGGGUGAGUUUAGUCCUUCACUGUUUAUUUUCCAGGCCAAAUGCAGGUCUCUGAAGGGUGAAUAAAGCUUUGUUCACUGA
Molecule: messenger RNA, 822 nt
Organism: Arvicanthis niloticus (Nile rat)
Lineage: Eukaryota; Metazoa; Chordata; Mammalia; Rodentia; Muridae
Gene: Cenps
Product: centromere protein S
Biological process (GO): replication fork processing; resolution of meiotic recombination intermediates
Cellular component (GO): Fanconi anaemia nuclear complex; FANCM-MHF complex
Molecular function (GO): protein heterodimerization activity; chromatin binding
Source: RefSeq, a predicted model, not a curated record